UCCACGGACCCCCAACCUAAGGCUUGUGGACCCCCGGGGAAAAAGUUUCAUCUUAAUGAAAUGCACAAGCCUGGUGAUGUAGUUCUCGGUGGGUUGUUUGAGGUCCACUACACCUCUGUCUUCCCUGAGCGGACAUUUACCUCAGAACCGCAGCAACCCAUGUGCAAAGGUUUUGAUACUCUAGGGUUCAGGCAUGCCAUGACCAUGGCAUUUGCUAUUGAAGAGAUCAACAAGAACUCCAGACUUUUACCUAACCUGACUCUGGGAUAUAGUCUUUAUGAUAACUGUGGAGCACUUGUUGUUGGAUUCAGUGGUGCAUUAUCACUAGCAAGUGGCCAAGAGGAGCAGUUUCUGCUUCGGCAGAACUGUUCAGGGUCUCCAGUCUUGGGGAUUGUGGGUGAUCAUUAUUCAACAUUUUCUAUUGCGACUGCUAAUGUACUAGGUUUAUACAAAAUGCCCAUUGUGAGUUAUUUUGCCACAUGUUCCUGCCUGAGUGAUCGGCAACGUUUUCCAUCCUUCUUCAGAACAAUUCCAAGUGAUGCAUUUCAGGUGCGUGCUAUGAUUCAGAUUCUAAAAUACUUUGGCUGGACUUGGGUUGGCCUGCUGGUCAGUGAUGAUGAUUAUGGACUCCAUGUUGCCCAGUCCUUCCAAUCUGACCUGGCGCAGUCCGGUGAAGGAUGUCUGGCCUACUUAGAGGUUUUGCCCUGGGACAGUGACUCAAGUGAACUAAGGAGGAUUGUACAUUUGAUAAAGUCAUCAACAGCUCAUGUGGUCAUUGUGUUUGCACACGAAAUCCACAUGAUUGAACUAAUGGAAGAGGUGGUAAGGCAGAAUGUGACAGGACGGCAGUGGAUUGCUAGUGAAGCCUUGACAACGGCUACUGUGCUACAGACACCCAGCUUCAUGCCGUACCUGAGCGGUACACUGGGAAUUGCUAUCCGUCGAGGAGAAAUACCAGGGCUUAGGGAAUUCCUCUUACAAAUACGUCCUGACCAAAAAGGCAGCAACUAUGGAAAUAGCAUGGUGAGGCAGUUUUGGGAAUACACGUUCCAAUGUAAAUUUGAUCCAGAAGGUUCAGUUGAAGCUGGGGCAGCAAUAUGCACUGGACGGGAAGAUAUUGAAAAUGUAGACACUGAGUUUAUGGAUCUUGCUAACCUCAGGCCUGAGUACAAUGUUUACAAGGCUGUGUAUGCUUUGGCAUUUGCUCUUGAUGACAUGCUGCAGUGUGAGCCUGGAAGAGGGCCUUUCAGCGGGCACAGCUGUGCAACUUUGCAAAGACUGGAGCCAUGGCAGCUCGUACAUUAUUUGCAAAAGAUCAACUUCACCACACCAUUUGGUGAUGAAGUUUCAUUUGAUGAGAAUGGUGAUGCCUUACCAAUCUAUGAUAUUAUGAACUGGCUGUGGCUCCCUGAUGGAAGAACCAAAGUUCAAAAUGUGGGUGAGGUUAAGAAGUCGGCCUUCAAAGGUGAAGUACUCACAAUUGAUGAAGACAAAAUCUUCUGGAACUUUGAAUCAAAUAAGCCACCCCAGUCAGUGUGCAGUGAAAGCUGUCCUCCAGGUACCCGCAUGGCCAGAAAGAAAGGGGAACCUAUGUGCUGUUUUGACUGCAUCCCUUGUUCUGAAGGAAAGAUUAGCAAUAAGACUGACUCCAUGGAGUGCACCAGUUGUCCAGAGGACUUCUGGUCCAGCCCCCAGCGUGACCGCUGUGUUCCAAAGAAAACAGAGUUCCUCUCCUAUCAUGAGCCUCUAGGUAUCUGCUUGACAACCACCUCAUUGCUGGGAACAUUUAUCUGCGCUGUUGUUCUUGGCAUCUUCACCUACUAUCGACGUACACCCAUGGUACGAGCCAACAAUUCAGAACUGAGUUUCCUGCUCUUGGUUUCACUUAAACUAUGUUUCCUGUGUUCACUGCUGUUUAUCGGCCGCCCAAGGCUGUGGACAUGCCAGUUGAGACAUGCAGCAUUCGGGAUCAGCUUUGUGCUUUGUGUCUCAUGUAUUCUGGUAAAAACCAUGGUGGUUCUGGCUGUGUUCAAGGCCUCCAAGCCAGGAGGUGGAGCCAAUCUCAAAUGGUUUGGGGCUAUGCAGCAGAGAGGAACAGUUUUAGCUCUUACCUGCAUUCAGGCAGCUAUCUGCACUGCCUGGAUUGUAUCUGCUUCACCAGAGCCUCAUAAAAACACCCAAUACCACAAUGAUAAGAUAGUUUAUGAAUGUGCUGUAGGGUCCACAGUUGGUUUUGCUGUAUUAUUGGGGUAUAUUGGAUUACUGGCUAUCCUCAGCUUCCUAUUAGCAUUUCUGGCAAGGAAUCUUCCAGACAACUUUAAUGAGGCUAAAUUCAUUACUUUCAGUAUGUUGAUCUUCUGUGCUGUGUGGGUGGCCUUUGUCCCUGCUUAUGUAAAUUCUCCAGGGAAAUAUGCAGAUGCAGUGGAGGUAUUUGCCAUCCUGGCCUCCAGUUUUGGCCUCUUGGUGGCACUGUUUGGACCUAAAUGCUACAUAAUUUUGCUGAGACCAGAGAGGAACACAAAGAAAGCUAUCAUGGGUCGAGGCAUCACAAAAUCAUGA
Messenger RNA from Larimichthys crocea (large yellow croaker), 2559 nucleotides. Its product is annotated as extracellular calcium-sensing receptor. The record is from RefSeq and is a predicted model, not a curated record. Gene Ontology annotation, biological process: G protein-coupled receptor signaling pathway. NCBI's taxonomy places the organism in Eukaryota, Metazoa, Chordata, Actinopteri, Sciaenidae. Gene Ontology annotation, cellular component: plasma membrane. The coding region runs from base 61 to 2559 and encodes 832 amino acids. The transcript has 10 exons. Gene Ontology annotation, molecular function: G protein-coupled receptor activity.